GUUUCAAAUCUGUAAUCUCCACAACCAGGGAGCUUCCACGCGACUCUCCAGACCUGGUUACCGUAAUCUGCGGAACCGCCCGCUUUACCACAUAUAACUCCAGUUCCACGCUUCAGGGAGUGCUUCGAAAUGUAAGCUGGUCUUCAGGUUCCCUUCUUUACUUCCUCAUCGUCGUCGUUCCCUCCAUUUCGUUACCGUCUCUCGUGUAAUAGACUGUACAUAAAACGCCAUCUCUCGUUUUCUUCUACCACUGUCGAAGUCCUUUCCCCACCUCCUCGAAAUGCCGAUUGCAUACCCUCCCCCUCCUCCUCCACCACCCUUUGCUUAUUCCAGUCCUCCAUCUCGGGCGUCGUCUCGAGCUCCAUCUCGAGCUCCAUCUCGCACACGUUCAGGCUCACUUACAAUCAUGCCUACGCGUUCCAGGAAUCGGUCACUGUCGACACGGUCCAAAAAGGACUCAGGCAGUUAUUCGGAGAAGAGUGCGCCAAAGCACCGGUUCACCAUGGCAUCCCUGCGAGGCUUGCAACAGCCGGACCUUGCAAAGAAGCUUUACAAGCUCAUCAAGGCCGAAAAUCAUGCAAUUGGUGCGCAUGAGACGGCCGGACGAGAGCGCCUCGCCAUUGCUCAGCAAUUGUCCGAGUGGGGUGAGGCUACAGGCGACGAAGCCAUCUCUGAUAUCUCGGACAAACUCGGAGUCUUGAUGGCGGAGAUUGCUGAGCAAGAGGACGUCUAUGCUCAAACGUUGGAAGAGUACAGAGGCGUCUUGAAGCAGAUCCGCAACACGGAAAGCUCUGUACAGCCCAGCCGUGAUCACAAGGCAAAGGUUUCGGAUGAGAUUGCCAAGCUCAAGUAUAAAGAGCCACAGAGCACUAAGAUUGUCCAGCUCGAACAGGAACUCGUCCGAGCAGAGGCACAAAGUCUGGUGGCAGAAGCCCAGCUCACAAAUAUCACCCGCCAGAAGUUCAAAGAGGCAUUCGAUAUCCACUUUGCUGCGACCAUUGAGCGUGCAGAGAAGCAAGCUAUUCUAGCGAAACAAGCCCGUCGCCUUCUGAAUCUUCUUGACGAUACCCCCAUUGUCCCUGGGGAAGCUCAUCCAACUUUUGAAGGGGUGGAGGCCGGGCGUCAGAUCCUGAACGAUGCCGAAGACGAGCUCCGCAACUGGCACCCUGAUUUUGAGCCUAUUCGGACAACCUCUGGGUCUCUUGGACUAGGAGCGAUGCCCGGGACGACAGCCACGGGGGGGAGCGGGAGCUAUGAGAGCGAGAUUGGACAAGACAGUGGCUUGCAUGAGCGGACUGCCCCGAAGUAUGCAGAGAAGUCCGCUCGAAGCCGCAGCACAAGCGGAGAAAGACGAUGGGCUGCCAGCGCAGAAUCGGCAAGCGCACGUGAAGGAGGAGAAGUGCAGCCGCCAUAUCCCAUGACUGAGGCCGAGAGACGUCAGGUCGCUGAGGCGGGCGUCAUCUAAUGUUAUCGAGCGGAAGAUCGGGUUGUUCGCAGCGGGUUCGGG
This is a messenger RNA of Westerdykella ornata, 1507 nucleotides long. RefSeq lists its product as uncharacterized. NCBI's taxonomy places the organism in Eukaryota, Fungi, Ascomycota, Dothideomycetes, Pleosporales, Sporormiaceae. The record is from RefSeq and is a predicted model, not a curated record. Bases 407 to 1465 code for a protein of 352 amino acids. Gene Ontology annotation, molecular function: lipid binding. Gene Ontology annotation, biological process: endocytosis; eisosome assembly; negative regulation of protein kinase activity. The transcript is spliced from 4 exons. Gene Ontology annotation, cellular component: plasma membrane; eisosome filament.